ACGUGCUCCGCCCCGCCGUGGUGAAGCGUUUCCGCCAAGAUGGUUGUCGGUGCUUUCCCUAUCGCCAAGCUCCUCUACCUCGGAGUGAGGCAAAUGAGCAAGCCUGUGGCGAACCGGAUAAAAGCUGGAGCCCGGAGAAGCGAGUUCUUUAAAAACUACGUCUGCCUGCCGCCGGCGCAGCUUUAUCACUGGAUUGAGAUGAGAACGAAGAUGCGGAUCAUGGGCUUUCGGGGUUCCACCAUUAAGCCGCUGAAUGAGGAAGCAGCCGCAGAGCUGGGCGCAGAGUUGCUGGGGGAGGCGGUCAUCUUCCUCGUCGGUGGCGGUUGUAUGGUGCUGGAGUACAGCAGGCAGGCUGCCAACUCUCGCCGCAAAGAGGAUGAGUUGAACGAGACCAUCACAGGGCUACAGACUCAAAUAGCAGAGUUAGCAUUAACCACAGAGACUCUAAAUGCACAGCUGAGAGAGAUCAACAGGCAACUGGUUUCCUUUCCUGUUCCCACCAAAAAAUGACAACGCCACUUCUUUGCUAGGCAUGUUGUUGGUCUGUGUGUGAAGGAGCAGAGUGCACCUACAUAGUGCUGUUGAAUGUACAGCUGGAUAACUGCCCUGUUUCACACACUGCCCCCUGCCAUACAGUUGAGUGGAAGAGGUGGGCAUAAGCAUAUCACUGCGCUGUGGAUUUGGGCGCUGUCAUUUGCUCUUGUUUUGAGCAACUAGUUGUAAAUUGGGAUUGCUAUGAUAUUCAUAGUGAACUUCUGUGGUUGAUUGUGCAUGUUCAUUAUCAAGUCAAGUGUAUAUAAAGAUUUGCAGUACAAGGCAAAGGGUGACCUUAAAAUUAAUAUAUUUUAUAGCGGCUGCAGCCUCAUGGACCUUCAUCACUUAGGAAAUGCUGGUUUUCAUGCUUUAUUGGCUUCAACUGUGAGUCAUGAUUGGUUAAAUAAUAGCUAUAAGAAAUGACAUUUUUGGAACUUCAAAUAACAAGUGACAACAAAACAAAUGAACAUCAGGUCACGAGUGGAUUUAUUUUUGAUAGUAUGUGCCCCUACAGUUUCAUGUACAUUUCAUGUUGUGAUUGCUGGUUCAUGUACAUUGGAUGUGAUGACAGCUGACAUGAUGGUGUGAAUAAAAAGGGUAUGCUCUCUGUUAA
Molecule: messenger RNA, 1147 nt
Organism: Amphiprion ocellaris (clown anemonefish)
Lineage: Eukaryota; Metazoa; Chordata; Actinopteri; Pomacentridae
Gene: opa3
Product: outer mitochondrial membrane lipid metabolism regulator OPA3
Exons: 2
Coding region: 40-510 (156 amino acids)
Biological process (GO): regulation of lipid metabolic process
Cellular component (GO): mitochondrion
Source: RefSeq, a predicted model, not a curated record